AUGGCAAGACAGAAAACGCAGAAACAGAGGAGAAAAAGAAGUCCAGACAAGUCGGCAGCAGCCCGCUGCAGUGAACGUAGCAGCAGCAGCAGCAGCAGCAGCAGCAGCAGCAGACGGAGCGGCAGCAGCAGCAGCAGAUCGAGCAGCAGCAGCAGCAACAGCAGACUGAACAGCAGCAGCAGACUGAGUAGCAGCAGCAGCAGCAGACUGACUAGCAGCAACACACUGAGCAGCAGCAUCAGCAGACUGAGCAGCAGCAGCACCAGCACUAAUAGUAGCAGCAACAGCAGACUGAGCAGCAGCAGCAGCAGCAGAGUGAGCAGCGGUAGCAGCAGCAGAUUGAGCACCAGAAGCAAGAGCAAACUGUGGAGCAGCAGCAGCAGACUGACCAGCAGCAGCAGCAGCAGCAGCAGAGGCACCAGACGGAGCACCAGCAGCAGAUUAGGCAGCAGCAGCAGCAGCAACAGCAAACUGAGCACCUUUGGGCCCGAGAACCAGCAGCGGAGGCUGCAGCAGCAGCACCAGCAGCAGCAGCAGCAGACUGAGCAGCAGCAGCAGCAGCAGCAGCAGCAGACUGAGCACCAGCAGCAGCAGCAGACUGAGCAGCAGCAGCAGACUGAGCAGCAGCAGCAGCAGCAGCAGACUGAGCAGCAGCAGCAGCAGCAGCAGCAGACUGAGCACCAGCAGCAGCAGCAGCAGCAGCAGACUCAGCAGCAGCAGCAGCAGCAGCAGACUGAGCACCAGCAGCAGCAGACUGAGCACCAGCAGCAGCAGCAGCAGCAGCAGCAGACUGAGCAUCAGCAGCAGCAGCAGCAGCAGCAGACUGAGCAGCAGCAGCAGCAGCAGCAGCAGACUGAGCAGCAGCAGCAGCAGCAGCAGCAGACUGAGCACCAGCAGCAGCAGCAGCAGCAGCAGACUGAGCAGCAGCAGCAGCAGCAGCAGCAGGCUGAGCACCAGCAGCAGCAGCAGCAGCAGACUGAGCACCAGCAGCAGCAGCAGCAGCAGACUGAGCACCAGCAGCAGCAGCAGACUGAGCACCAGCAGCAGCAGCAGCAGACUUAG
Eimeria necatrix is the source of this 1062-nucleotide messenger RNA. RefSeq lists its product as hypothetical. The record is from RefSeq and is a predicted model, not a curated record. Bases 1 to 1062 code for a protein of 353 amino acids. Lineage: Eukaryota; Apicomplexa; Conoidasida; Eucoccidiorida; Eimeriidae. The transcript has 2 exons.